CAAGGUUAGACGUUUCCACAUAGGAUCUUGACCUGGUAUUGCAUCAAUGAAUCAGUUAACUUCAAUUGGCAGCUAUUCUAAAGAAAAUAGUAUUCCCCACACUCUGACAUUGAAAAUAAAGUGAUUCCUUUUAACACUGUUCCUCCAGACCAUCGGUUCUCUCUCCCUACCCCCUCUUUCACUAUGAUUUAUGGUCAGAUUACCCAUCCAUUGCAUCAGAACUAAAAUUAACAUCACCUGGCAACACGUAGGCCUAUACUGACAGUUCAUUACAAACUAAUCAAAUUUAAGAAAUGGGAACAGGUCAUUCCAUGUCAUCGUUGAAAUCAACAUGACAUGCUUGUUUCUUUCUUACACUGGUUUGUUUGCGACCCUGUAGGUUCUAAUUAAAUAAGUAGCGCUUACGUCUUCAGCUAAUCUGCCUGAGAAGCUAGGAGGGUCAUCUGUUAAAUCCCCAUAAGAGGAGACUAGCCACUUUCCCGGACAAAUGCGCACUAGUCCAACCUCAAACAAUGCUGUCACUGUGAGGAGUUAUUUGGAGUACUUGACUAUAUUGGAUACUGCAAAUAGACAAUAUUUACAGGUAUGUGCAAUUAGAAAAGGAUGCACGUCACACUUGAAAUUGAUUUUGGUUUUGAUAAUGUAUUUGCAAUUAUUUAUCAGUAUGUGUUGGCUGUAUUCUAAAUAUUGUCGUUGACGUUGGUUCCAUUGUCAUUGAUAAUGCCCCUUUUUAAGACUGUUCAGAUCAACUUGCAAUUAGAGACACUGCAUGCAUUUCGUUUUGUGUCAUUUCCCUCCUUUUGUACUCCCAACUCAAUCGUUAUUCUAUCUUUGCUGUUGACAGGUCUGAAAAACAGCCCAUCAGUCGAGUUCCUCCAGUCAGUCAGCUGAGAGAUACUGAAACACUACUGUAGUGCUCAAAGCAGCACAGACACACACAACUAGAUGGAUCUUAUGGUGGAUCUUAAGUCCCUGGGUGAUCCCAUCAAGCAGUUCAGCGAUUAUGUGUCAGGGACCGGGACCAAACCGGACAACAAAAUAGGCACCAAAAAGAGCACAGGGGCCAGACGGAAGAGCAUAGUCGUGAGCACAGGGGCCAGACGGAAGAGUGUAGUUGUAGUCCGGAGGCACAGCAUAGUCAGGAGGAAGAGUGUCCCUUGCGCCAAAACGUGCACCAAGCAGAGAGCCGUACCAGACUCCUGGCUCAGUGCAUACCAGGCUGACAUUCAGAGAGAAAGGAAACUGAGAGAGAAGAAGAUUGCCGAAAGGUCCAUCAGAAGGAGGAGUCAGCAUUUCAGGAGCCAGCACUGCCUCCCAAAGAGUAAGACAAAUGCCAAGAGGAACCAGAAAUCUGCGAAGGAUGAUUCGCUGUUUGGUGCCUUCCAGGGGCUCAGUCUGAACGUGACGGGAGGCGCCCAGAGCUCUAUGGCCUCAGGCGGAGACCAGUGUAAAGUCAUGUGAGACAAAAGACUUGACUCAUAACCUGGCCUAGGCUUCCAGGCUUCGCUCACGUGCGUGAAAGCCUGGGCCGAGGCAACAUAUCAUCUAACACUUUAAUCACGUCCACCAGCAGGCUCUCUCUGUUGACAUGUGUAUGGGAUAACAUUUGAGACUGGGGACGAGGUUACCUACACUUUCCCUUGAGACAUUCUGAGAAGACUGAACAACGGGGGAAAACAACAGGUCUUGUUUGGUGAUGAGAAAUCACAAUGAAGCCAACGUUUUAAAGGUAGACUCAACAAUAUGAUGUAGAUGCAGAAAGUAAACAGAAUAGUGGGUAAAUUUCCGCAACAACUAAGUGCAAGGCUGUUUGGCCCCGUACCUACCACGUUGGGCUCCUGAGUGGCGCAGCGGUCUAAGGCACUGCAUCUCAGUGCUAGAGGCGUCACUAAAGACCCUGGUUUGAUUCCGGGCUGUAUCACAACCGGCUGUGAUUGGGAGUCCCAAAGGGCGGCGCACAAUUGGCCCAGGUUAGGAUUUGGCCAAGGGUAGGCCGUCAUUGUAAAUAAGAAUUUGUUCUGAACUGACUAGCCUAGUUAAAUAAAACUAUUUUUUAAAUAUGGUUUCCACAGUCACAAUUGGGGUUAGGCAUAAGGUUAGCAGUGUAGAUAAGGUUAGGUUAAAAAUCACUUUAAGAAGAGAAAUUGUACAAAUAGGCGGGACUUUGUGGCUGUGGUAACUAGUUACGACCCUCUGACAGCUUGAAGCGAACCUGUGCAUGUUCAAAUACUGUGUGAGAGCGCCAUCUUGCAUCUCCGUAUAUCCCAGUAUCUGCGGUGCUACUCGUGGCAACGUCAUUUUGCUGAGUCUACCUUUUCAGUUUGUUUAAAGAUGAAGGGGGUAAGUGCGCUAGCAUAUCUGACACCACAAGCUCUGGGGGCCCAUGCGCCUGUCAUCAAUGUCUAUUUUUAUUUUAUUUAAUAAAUCAUUUUGACAGUAACCCUCAAGUCAAUCAUAAACCUUUUCAAUUUCCAUAUGUAUUAAGAAGCUAAGUGUUUGUUUUUUGGGCUUCAGAAAUGUGACUGAAAAAAGUGCCUCAGGCCUUGUAGCAACUGAUAAUGUAAUGACUGCCAAUAAUGUACUAGCUGCUAAUGUAAUAACUUUUGCAUUCAUAAUGUAAUAAAUGCCGAUAAUGUAAUAAAUAUGCUGAAUGCAUAACAAGGUUUUUGCGCACAAUGUAAUAAUUACUGCAAUAAUUAUUACAUUGUGUUGAUUAUUACAUUAUGAAUAGUGUAACUUUAACCAAUAAUGUAAUAUUCACUCUAUUUUUAUUUUCGUGCUUCAGUAAUAGCUGACUACACACCAAACCACAUUUCUGAAUCCUAGCUCUAAACCUGACUUUAGCAGUAAUGUCAAUACACAGCCCCAGACAGUCAGUGAAUCUCUGUAAAUGAGGGAGCGAAUGAGCGUGUGUGUGCAUGCAAUUUGUUCUCAACUAAUAUGCAAUGUUUUUUUAAUAGAUAUACACUGCUCGAAAAAAUAAAGGGAACACUUAAACACAA
Messenger RNA from Salvelinus fontinalis (brook trout), 3002 nucleotides. RefSeq lists its product as uncharacterized. The transcript has 3 exons. The coding region runs from base 946 to 1461 and encodes 171 amino acids. NCBI's taxonomy places the organism in Eukaryota, Metazoa, Chordata, Actinopteri, Salmoniformes, Salmonidae. The record is from RefSeq and is a predicted model, not a curated record.